ACACUGCUAGAAGGUAUGAUUGCCUGUCACAUACUGUCCUGAACAAAGAGUGGGAUGUAGUGGGAGGGGGGGGAGAGAGUGUAUUGGAGCUACUGGAACUCUCCUGUUUGUGAACAGAUGAGCCUGUAACAGUAGGGGGCUGAUUCAGGGAUUAUUAGAUCCUAGGGAGAGUCUGUGUGGCGGGAACUGUACAACAGAGGGGAACAGUGCACAGCUAAGGUAAACAAGGCCUUUAAUCAAUCAGUGGAUGUUUGAAAGCAGGGAACAGUUGAGAAAACGCAUGAUGUGAAUGUAGGUGGCCUGCAGUUUGUAUAGGAGGUUAUAAGUACAGGAGCUAACUGCCAGGAACACGGAGCAGACCUCAACUGUUGCACGGGCCCAGUCUGAUCCCAUUUGUCAGACCUCGCCUUCUAUUUCUUCUCAUUGACUGCCCUUCUUGUUGCCUCUGCCUGAUCUCUCGAUUUCCUCGCCGGAGCCAUGCAUCCCCAGCGUCCUCUUCCCCAGGCCAUGCCCUCCUCUUCUCUGGGACAGCACCUGCGGGACAUGGCCAUGGGUCUGGGACGAGGCAAGAACUUCCUGGGAGGAAACUUUGCCUACGGUGUCAUCCAGUCCGUUAAGGAGUGCCUCUACUUCCUCCUCUGCUGCUGGUGCAUCAAAGAGAUCCUGGACUGACAGGCUGAGAGAGAGUAGAUCAAGUGGUCAAACAUUGAUUUUCCCCUUUUCUCCAUUGGCUCCUAUAGUGUAAUUUCAACCAGCUUUUAUUUCAUCAGGACUUGAGUGUUUCAUCAGUGGUGCUGGCAAAGCAUUGGCAAGUAUGACUCUUAUCUCAUAUGACAACAAACUACCACUUGAGCACAUAGUGAACUAAAAUCUGUCAAAUUGAUAUGUAUAAUGCAGUUUAUGUUGUCUACUACAGUUUAAAGCGAGGUUCUCAAUUUUCAGGAAAUAGCUGUUUCAAUUAUAGGUUCACUAAGUCCUAAAGUUUUUUUUUUUUAUCUUUUCAGUGUCUAUAGGAUGCUUUUCUUGGGUUCCAGGAAACACACUGGCACAUUUCCAGGUGCACAUUGUUCAGUAUGAGACUGGGUCAGAUUUUCCUGAUUUUACCCUUCUGAUCUAAGAUCUUGAGGAAUGGCACCCCUGAUGUUCACUGUACAACACAAACUGGUGUGCAAUGAAUAAAGGAACUAAUCAAUAGAAACAUUA
Messenger RNA from Micropterus salmoides (largemouth bass), 1203 nucleotides. Its product is annotated as lens epithelial protein. The record is from RefSeq and is a predicted model, not a curated record. Lineage: Eukaryota; Metazoa; Chordata; Actinopteri; Centrarchiformes; Centrarchidae. Gene Ontology annotation, biological process: multicellular organism development. The transcript has a single exon. The coding region runs from base 478 to 672 and encodes 64 amino acids.